GAAUUCGGUCUCUAUAUAAGCAGUCUGCACUCACUCCAUUCCUUACCCAUUCCCUAAACAAGAACUGCACACUUCAUAUCGAUCAAUAUCUAGGAAUACCGAAUACCUAUAUGCAUGGAUCAGUUUCGUCUUCUUUGGCUGUUUGCAAUUUUCUAUGUGGCAUCAGUAGUGGUGGGAAUUGGGUAUUCUAAUAAGGUCGGUGAUGGCAAGUCCUGGAUGUCUUAUUGGAAUUCAACUUUGCCAAAAUCUCCAUUACCUUCCAAAGCUGUACAGCAACUUCUAAACCUUGCAGAAGGUGAAAGAAGUUACAGUGGGAUUGGAAAGGAUAGUGUAAGUGGCCGUGGCUGCGUCUGUUUUAGCUGUUAUGGUGGGGGCUGUACAGAAGAAGUCAAAGUGAAGCCAGGUUUAACUACAUACUUCCAAGAGAAAGAUCUUCAGCAUUUGGGAAAAACGGUGACGUUGCAAUUCUUGAAACCCACAGAUAACAACGCAACUCUUUUGCCUCGUAAAGUUGUAAAGUCCAUACCCUUUUCAAGCAACAAGUUGCCAGAAAUUCUAAUAUACUUUGGAGUGAAACCCAUGUCGGCGGUUGCAGAAAUAAUGAAAAGCACAAUCGAAGAGUGUGAGGCACCGGCAAUUAAAGGCGAAGACAAGUACUGCGCAACAUCGUUAGAAUCCUUGAUUGAUUUCACGGUUUCAAAGCUUGGGAAGUACAUCCAAGUUUAUGCAACCGAGGCCGAAAACAAUAACGAAAACAAACAAGAAUAUGGCAUUGAGAUUACUGGAGUCCAAAGUAUUGGAGACAGCUCGGUUGUGUGCCAUAAGGAGAGCUAUGUGUAUGGUGUGUUUUACUGCCACAAAUUCAAUAACACAAGGGCUUACAUGGUUCCAUUGGUUGGUGCUGAUGGAGUUGCGAAAGUUAAAGCAUUAGUUGUUUGCCAUACUGACACCACUAGCUGGAAUCCUAAGCAUUUGGCCUUUCAAGUCCUCAAAAUAAAGCCUGGAAAUACAAUCGCUGUCUGUCAUUUUCUAGCCACUGCCGGUCUUUUGUGGGUUCCUAUGUAAUGCACGCAAAUACAAAGAGCGGAUAUGUGUAUUUAUACUUUGGCCAUAAAUAUAAGUAGGGAUAUAUCUAUCAACCUAGUCUUGAAUUGUCAAAAUGUACCGUGACCGUUUAGGUCUCCCAAAGUUUCUAUUUCUGUAAUUUGUAUUUUCAUAUUAUGUUUAUCUGAGAGGUUUUUGAUUUCA
Messenger RNA from Rosa chinensis, 1248 nucleotides. RefSeq names its product BURP domain protein RD22. The record is from RefSeq and is a predicted model, not a curated record. Bases 115 to 1065 code for a protein of 316 amino acids. The transcript is spliced from 3 exons. NCBI's taxonomy places the organism in Eukaryota, Viridiplantae, Streptophyta, Magnoliopsida, Rosales, Rosaceae.